This is a messenger RNA of Daktulosphaira vitifoliae (grape phylloxera), 2164 nucleotides long. RefSeq names its product zinc finger protein 43-like. Lineage: Eukaryota; Metazoa; Arthropoda; Insecta; Hemiptera; Phylloxeridae. The coding region runs from base 381 to 1862 and encodes 493 amino acids. Gene Ontology annotation, cellular component: nucleus. Gene Ontology annotation, biological process: regulation of transcription by RNA polymerase II. The record is from RefSeq and is a predicted model, not a curated record. Gene Ontology annotation, molecular function: RNA polymerase II transcription regulatory region sequence-specific DNA binding; DNA-binding transcription factor activity, RNA polymerase II-specific. The transcript has 3 exons.
UGUUUAUACCAAGUACCUCAUAAUAAAGUAAAAUAACGUAUUAACUAUAAAAUAUAUAAGUAUUUUUCCUCAGAUUUGUAUAACUUCCUUUUAGCAUGACGAUAUUAUAAAAAACUAAGCAUUUGAAUUUUAAUAAAGUUUUGAUGAACAAUUGUAAAAAUGAUUUUAAAAUAGAAAAUUUUUACCAAAUAGUUGUGUAAUUUUCAUUUAUAUUGGUAUUAUGAUGCAGUUAAACAGCCUGUAAAAAUUCAAAUUUAAAAACAUCAAUAGAGAUAUGUAGACAAACAAAUGUAGUCAAAUGUGAACCUCUAGAUAAUUCUUUAAACAAUAAUGCAAUUGAUAUUUAUGAAAAUGGUCUUGAAGGAUCUUCAAAACAAAAUAUGGUUUCUCAGUUUGACAAUACUAUUAUAAAAACAGAAAUAAAAUCAGAAGUUAAUGAUGUUUUGGAAAUUAAAUUAGAGCCUCUUGAUGAAGAUCACACAUAUAUUAAUAAUCAACUUUUGGAUACAAUUUCUAGUGAAGACUAUUCUUAUAGUAGUUUAAUGUGUGAUAUGUGUUAUAAAAAUUAUGAUGAUCCUUAUGAUCUAAUAGUUCAUAAAAAAGUUUCACACGCUGAAAAACCAUAUACUUGUAUGUUUUGCAAUGAAAAAUUUGUGUUAUGUGCUCAUUUAAAUAUGCACAUGUCUGAACACACUGAAAAUACAAGUUACCUAUUAGAGCCAACAAAUUGUAUAACUUCAGAAAAUAAAUUAUUCUCCAAUACUACUUUUAAAAUAUCAAAUAACAUUGAAUGUCUUAAACUUAAAGAUAAAAAUUUCCAAAAUGCUAACGCUAAAAUACAUAUAAAAAAUCUAGUCAAAGAAAAUAGUCAUCCUGAAUCUUCAAAUGUACGUAAGUCUCUGAGAAUAUGUUCUAGAAAAUCUGCAAAUGAACUUAAGCCAUUUACUUGCCCUAAUUGCUCAUUUGCUACAAUUUCAAAAAACAAAAUGCUUUUGCAUAAAUGCAAUAAAUAUACAAAUAUCAUCAAUAUUAUAAAAACUAAAAAAAUUCAUGUUCCAAAGAAUAAACAAUCAACUUAUAAUUGCAAUUUUUGUAAUAAAUCAUUUAUAAAACGUCAGUCUCUUUGUGGUCAUUUGAAAUGCCACAGUAAUAAAGUAGUAUUUAAAAAUAAGAAAAUGUCUAUUACCAAAAAUAUUAAAAUGGAGAAAACUGAUGAAAAUGAACAUGAAAAAAAAUUGUGUAGUGAAAACCAUUUUAUAAUGCAAAACAAAUCUAAAGCUUAUAAAUGUGAAUAUUGUUUUCGAUCAUAUUUUACAAGUAAAGCAUUAAAUGUACAUGUUAGAAUGCACACACAAAAGUUUUUGUGCAAAAUUUGUCACAAAAUGUUUUUCUUGAAAAUAAAUUUUAAAAAACAUAUGAUGUAUCAUCAUAGUUUAAAACAGAAUAAUAGUGACAAGACAUUGGAAGUUGAUAAAUCAUGUUCAACAAAUAAAUACAAGACUUCACAAAAUAAAAUUAUCAAUUCAGUUAUGUUAAAAAAACAAGUAAAUGUUAAAAAUGACAAAAGUGAAAAACCAUAUCAAUGUUCUUACUGUAGUAUUCGUUUCAGUUCUACAAAGUAUUUACAAAACCAUUUUACUACUUUACACGCUAAUAAAUAUUUGAAAAACUUGAGAGUUAAAAAAAAUUUUUUUCCUUGUCAAUGGUGUUCUAAAAAAUUUAGUUGGAGCUCAGGAUUAUAUCGCCAUUAUAGAUCAGCACAUAAGUCAAUUAAGCCAUUUAAAUGUGUACAAUGUGCAAAAUGCUUUUCUGACUAUACUUCAUACAGAGUCCACAAAAGAAAUCAUAACUUACUAAAAUGAUUCAAUGAAAAUUAUGACUUGUUUAAUUAGAAAAUUUGAUAUAUUUUAGUUAGAUUUAUUUUUAUUGUAUAUGUAAAAAUGGAUUUUUUCCUAUAUAUUGACAAUUUAAACUAAUUUAAUUUAAACAUUAAAAAUUAUUUAUAAUUUUUAAAUUAAAAUAUGACUUGCUUAAUAAUUUUUUAUCUUAUUAUGUAAUUUGUAUUGUAGUUGUGUUUUAUAGUUAAAUGUAUGUUCCAAAAUACUAAAUUGUAUUUUGGAACAAAAUUUCCUCUUUGUAUAGUUCCUUAAAACAUCACAUGAAU